Molecule: messenger RNA, 3903 nt
Organism: Sapajus apella (tufted capuchin)
Lineage: Eukaryota; Metazoa; Chordata; Mammalia; Primates; Cebidae
Gene: SAMD13
Product: sterile alpha motif domain containing 13
Exons: 4
Coding region: 2560-2868 (102 amino acids)
Molecular function (GO): protein binding
Source: RefSeq, a predicted model, not a curated record
GAAAAGAAGCCAAUCAAAGUCAACAGCUUCCAGCCCUUCCAGACCGCCUCCCCUCCCGCUACCUGAGCUCAUUCCCAAGUGGGUCUAAAGUUCGGCUCCAGAAUCUUGACACCAAAGUUAUUUCAGCAUGUAAUUUGGAGAUUUCAGGAUCUCCAAAGUUAUCUCAGCAUAUCCCAUAAUGUGCUGGAUCAGAAGGUCUUGUUUGGUUGCCUCUCUCUCCCCCAAACCCCACACACCGCACACACACACACCCCACAUACCUACCACACCCACACACAAAGUACACCACAUAGUGCACACAUCACACACAUUACACACCAUACUUUGUGCUACACACUACACACAUGUCUUUUUUAUCAGCACAGGAUUGAUGUCAAACAGUUUGUUGGAGGGAGUGUGUGAGUACUAGUGUGUGUAUAUAUAUAUUUAUAUUCACAAGUGACAGUUUACUACCAAAGUUAGAAACUAGCUGGUAAGUGAAACCUCCUGUUGUCAUAAUUUAGAGUGUCUUUGUGGUUUACUUUUUAUAAAACGGGAUAAACUUCCUACAACAUCUUCUGAAACUUUACUCUUGUGUCACAGGCAAACUUUUGAUCACAGCAGGCCCGAUGGGAGGGGAUGUCCCUUUGUAUAUGUAGGAAGAGAUGCUUGGAAAAACUUCAGAGAAUCCUUUCUCCUGUGGCCGUGUCUAAGGAAGAGCUGGGUGUAGCUACAGUUUCUUUGCUUUUUCCGCUUCAAGAGUGGAGAGCUGAAUAUGCUUUUGUUCUGAGCAGCAGUGUCAGGACAACCCCCCGCUCCCCUGCACACAGAACUCCCAGUCCAGCCUCCUUCCAAUUUGGCUUUACUAGGAGAAUAUAUUGUUCAGGAAAUUCAGAUCAAGUCCAAAAGCAUUAUGGAAUCUGUUGGUGAAAGAGCUCUUUAUCUCUAUAAGAGUCCAUCAUUUGAGAUCAGCACUGGUGAAAAAUCCACAUGCCUGAUCCAUGCUCAGAAGAUAGCACUCAAAAAUAUUUAAACAUUUACAAUUGGUUCCUAGAUUACUAUUGUUUGUUUGCCUUUUCAAGGGAGCAAUGGCAAAUAUUUGAACUCUUUCUAGGCAGUGAUCUUCAAGGAAGUCGAAAAUUUCUAAUAUCAUUCCUGGAUUAAGGACAAAUUUUUGACCUUGAAAUUCAGGUUCCAAAUUUAAAUCAAAGUUGAUCUCCUAGUGUCUUUAAAAAUUAUUUUUAAAAAGGAGGCAGGCAGUUUUCUCCUCGGAUUCUACCCAAAUUCUACCGGGUAUUACAGCAACAGAUAACUUUUUCCAGGGACUUUCUGGGGAACCUGUGUUCUCUGCCGUAUCUUGAGUGGUUUUGUUGACCAUCUUGACCUAAAAGUGUCCAAAUGAAGAGCCAACCAUGUAUGUUUCCUGUGUAUGUGCAGAACAUUUAUGGAAUGAGUCUGUUCCCCUGGAGAAGUGGUUUAAGCCAAGCAAGGGAACUGUGAGAAUGACCAGUAUAACUUAAACAAAAGAUCUUGCCCAGCCUCUCUGCUCCACUUCCCAGUUUUCUGAUUUGGUAUUUAGAAUGAUGGCAGGAGAGACUGAAUUUUGGGGUGGGUAUAAUAUCUUUCUAUUCAUAUGUAACUAAUAUAGUACCAGGUACUCAUAGAUUGUAAGUGAUGGUUGAAUUUCUCGAAUUAUGUUUUUUUUUGCAACUAGGAUAAACAGUUAAAGUUAAACCUCCCAGAACUAAUUGUUUUUGUUUUGUAGAAUAAGGUUUUAUUUGUUUCAGUUUGAAUUUUGCUGGUUUCAUUUGGCAGGAUAAAUGCCAAAAUAAAAGAAUGUGGGCAUAUUCAGGAGAUCUGGUCAUCUAUUUUGCAUCCUCUCUGAAAUAUGUUACUUCCUGCAUAAUGAAGUAAAAGGAUUUGCUGCUGAGCAGUGCUUUCCUCAUUCUCACAAAGGGAUUACUUAAAAGCCAGCCCUGGGAACUUUGUCCAGGAAUCUCUAUUGGGAAAAAAAGAGUAAAACAGGGACUGCAGCUUCUGAGUGUUCUCUAUUAUAGCCCAUAAGCACUGGAUUCUCACUCUAACUUUUCCCUAAGGGGAGAAAAAGAAAUAGUUUGAAACAUGACAUUCAUGCUCAGAACAACAGCUAAGACCUAUCAUGCAGCAACAAUGAAGGGGAGGGAGAAAAUAAGAAGCUAUUGAGACAGCUUGUUUUUCUUUGUUACAAGACAGGUGCAGGGAGAAUUCUGCAGGUUUUGGACUCCUGAUUCAUUCACUUGCACUAAUUGUGCUGAAGGUAGUUAGCAAAAGUGAACAGGCACACUGUAGCUUUAAAAAGUCAGCCAUGAACCAGAAGGCAGUUGGUGCAGCUUGUGUGUGAUUCCUAACGUCAUGUUGGCUGAGAGCCAGCCUGGUUUUAUUUCACUGUGUCAAAUUGUACCUCCUUAUUGAAUUCCUUUGCCAGCCUACUUUGUGAAAGAAAACAUUGGGGUUUCUUUGGCUGUUCUUGAUAAGCCUAUAAAAAAUGAUAUUUUUUAGUUGCUUAUAGUUGCUGAAGUAAAGGAACCCUGCAGCCUUCCCAUGCUAUCUGUUGACAUGGAAAACAAGGAAAAUGGCUCUGUCGGUGUAAAAAAUUCCAUGGAAAGUGGGAGACCACCUGAUCCUGCAGACUGGGCUGUGAUGGAUGUCGUCAAUUAUUUCCGAACCGUGGGAUUUGAGGAGCAAGCUAGUGCUUUUCAGGAACAGGAAAUUGAUGGAAAAUCCCUGCUAUUGAUGACAAGAAAUGAUGUGUUGACAGGACUUCAGUUAAAAUUGGGGCCUGCUCUGAAAAUCUACGAAUAUCAUGUAAAACCUCUGCAGACAAAGCAUUUAAAGAACAACUCUUCAUAGUAUAGUCAAAUUGGGGUCUAAGACCUCAAAAAAUACAUAAUGACAUAAUUUAGUUUCAUGUGAUGAAACUUUGUAAACAGAAUACAUACAUGUGUAUAUGUAAAGAAUUUCAAUCAAAUGAAACGUUAUCCUAUUGGAUAAACUAGGCAAUUCAUCAGCUGACCUGAAAUCAGCCAGGAGGAGCAAGGACAAGAUGCGCACAGGGUUGUUUUCCUCGUGGAAUGUGUUGAAUAGAAUGAUCUUUGACACGAUUAGAUACUCCUCCCCAGAAAGGCUUUCAACAUAAGGAUUUUCGUCAUCUCUUUAUAGAUUGCUUUCCCAAAAUCCUUUAAAAAAGAAUUUAAUUGAAUGACUAUCUUUUGGUUACAGACUUAGGAAGGGUAAAAACAAGAACACUUGGGGAGGGGGAGAAAGAAGAAAAGGAUUGCUGUCCCCCUUGAAUUCCUUUGCUCCUUAGAGCCUGUGUUACUUGGAUGGAAUUGCCGACACCCUUUUUUAUAGAGGGUUCUCCACUUGACCUUAUUAAGGUUUUAUUGGGAUACGCUGCCGUGUUUGAAAUGAACAUGCAUCAUGGCCCCUUCAGGAGCAGACUCGUAGCUCUGAAAAGAGAAGCUCCAUUGUGUACUGAGGGUAUCCAUCCAUAUCCAGCUAGCUUUCAAAUGGGGUAAUGGUAUUUUCUGCACAGAUUUUCUUUUAAAUUGGUUCUUUGUUUUUGAAGAAAGCAUUUUUUUAACUUCAUGGUUUUAUUUAUAAUGAUUUGUUUCUGCAGCAAUUUGCUGAGAGUUAUAGGUCAAAAAGCCUUGUUACUAGUACAGAAUAUUUUUAUAUAUAUUCCUUUAUGAUGGUGUAAUUUUUUAAUUGUCCUAUGCUUUGUUCAGUUCCUGGGUUAAGUACUUGUUUUUAAGAACUUGGAAAAAGUGGGCUUGCUACAUCUCUGUUCAAAGAGACAUUUGUUCAAUCUCUAUGUGUCAACGCCUUGUUGAAUUGGUGCUUUGUGGUUGCAAUAAAGCAUUGCUUCAGUUUGUUGCCAGUGUA